UCUCUUUCUCUCUCUCUCAUCCUUCUCACUGCAACUGCCACGUCAGCCUCCAGCCAUGGCCACAUAACCAGAGACCUCCGAAAGAUGAAAUAAAAUCCUCUCUCUCUCUCUCUCUCUCUUUCUCGCGUUAAGAAAAAGUCAAACAAACCCGAAAAAAAUAAAAAACAGGAGAAUACCAGGAAAAUAUCGGAAGAAGAAGAAGAAGAAGAAGAAGAAGAAGAAGAAGAAGAAGAGAGGAGAAGUAAAAGCCAAAAAGAUUGAUUUUUGGUUGUUUAUUAAUUAAUUUUUUUUAAUCGUUUUGAAGGGAAAAAGAUAUUUGUUUGAUCCUCCCUCGGCCUCUGGUCUUCAAUGGAUUCCGAUCUAUGGACAUCACGCCUUGCGGCCGCGAAACGCCAAUACACGUUGCAGCAUCAUCAGACCUCUCAAUUAGAUCGGUUGAGCUUCGACGACUUUGAGGUUGAAGAGGAGGUUCGCCCUGAUUUCCCCUGCCCGUAUUGCUAUGAGGAUUAUGAUAUUGCUUCUCUAUGUUCGCAUCUCGAAGACGAGCAUCCUUUUGAAUCUAAAGUCACUGUUUGCCCCAUUUGCUCUGUCAAGGUCGCACGGGACUUGCUAAAUCAUAUUACUCUGCAACAUGCUCAAUUAUAUAAGUUGCAAAGGCGUCGCAGGUUACGCAGAGUUGCUAUUCCCAACAGUCAGGCAUUGUCUCUGCUGGGGCGAGAUCUUCGUGAGGCCCAUCUGCAGGUGCUGUUAGGAGGUGGUGGAUACCGGUCCAACAAUGCUAAUACAUCUAAUGCAGUUACCGAUCCAUUCCUUUCAUCAUUUGUAUUGAAUUUCCCGGCAUCUGAAGCAGAAGAAAUAUCAAAAUCUGCGGUUUCCAGUGUCGAGGACACUCUUGUAAAGAAUGUAACAUCAACACAGACUUGGAAAUCAAGUUUUGAUUCUUCAUUAAGUCACGAAGAGCGAGAACAGAAAAUCAGACAGGCUACUGUGAGAGCUGGUUUCGUUCAGGAUCUGCUUCUUUCGACUCUGUUAGGAGACUAAUGGAAGUAGGAGGGCCCCAGAAACAAGAGGUAAACAAGCAACUUCGUGAUCCUCAUCGGAGGCAGUUUUGGGGUCCUAAUGGUGGUUAGGCACAGUAUACCAUGGGACACCAAACUACAAGCCUUCGCUGGAUGCUUCUCUCAAUUCGACAGCCAUCAAUGAUGGGAACAUCCCAUCCAAUUUGCUGUCUGUUGACCACAAAUAUGCUACAAGCCUACAACUGAAGAAGGGAUGAUAUUCUUGGAUUUACCAUCUUAAUGCUUCCUCCCAUAGUUUCACCUAUUCUAUGUUCAGACGAUUCAUGCUUAAUUUAUUAGUAGUAAGAAACAGAGUUGGAUUAAACUUCUGUGGCGGAUCCUAUAAUUUCUAUAGACUACUCAUUCUGGGGGGAAAUAGCCAGUGGAAUACUUGAUCAAUGUCUACUUUCACCAUCAUUGCCUGGAAAAUGUACGAUCUUUGUGAUUUUAAGAAACAA
Molecule: messenger RNA, 1516 nt
Organism: Nelumbo nucifera (sacred lotus)
Lineage: Eukaryota; Viridiplantae; Streptophyta; Magnoliopsida; Proteales; Nelumbonaceae
Product: protein DEHYDRATION-INDUCED 19-like
Source: RefSeq, a predicted model, not a curated record